AUGGACCUGUCCCUAGCCCUAAACACAUUCAUAAUCCUAACCCUAGUCACCCUAUCCACACCCAUCCUACUCCCCCUAUUAUCCCACAACUUCAAAAACACUCCUGACACCAUCACAAACACAGUCAAAACAUCCUUCUUAAUCAGCCUAAUUCCAAUAACAAUCCACAUUUACUCAGGAACGGAAAGCCUGACCCUCCUGUGAGAAUGAAAAUUCAUCAUAAACUUCAAAAUCCCUAUUAGCCUAAAAAUAGAUUUCUACUCCCUCACCUUCUUCCCCAUCGCCCUAUUCGUCUCAUGAUCUAUCCUACAAUUUGCAACAUGGUACAUAGCCUCAGACCCCCAUAUCACAAAAUUUUUCACCUACCUACUAUUCUUCCUAAUAGCAAUACUCAUCCUAAUCAUCGCUAACAACCUAUUCGUCCUAUUCAUCGGCUGAGAAGGAGUAGGAAUCAUAUCCUUCUUACUAAUCAGCUGAUGACACGGACGAGCAGAAGCUAACACCGCCGCUCUACAAGCCGUACUAUACAACCGAGUCGGAGACGUAGGACUUAUUCUAUGCAUAGCCUGAUUAGCCUCAGCCAUAAACACCUGAGAAAUCCAACAACUCUCCUCCCCAACCCAGACCCCAACACUACCCCUACUAGGCCUAAUCCUGGCUGCAACCGGAAAAUCCGCCCAAUUCGGACUUCACCCAUGACUGCCAGCCGCUAUAGAAGGACCAACCCCCGUAUCUGCCUUACUCCACUCCAGCACAAUAGUAGUAGCCGGAAUCUUCCUACUUAUCCGAACCCACCCCCUAUUCAACAACAACCAAACCGCCCUAACCCUAUGCCUAUGUCUAGGAGCCCUAUCCACUCUAUUUGCAGCCACAUGCGCCCUCACCCAAAACGACAUCAAAAAAAUCAUUGCUUUCUCAACUUCGAGCCAACUAGGACUAAUAAUAGUAACUAUCGGACUUAACCUCCCAGAAUUAGCCUUUCUCCACAUUUCAACCCAUGCAUUUUUCAAAGCUAUACUCUUCCUGUGCUCAGGAUCCAUCAUCCACAGCCUAAAUGGUGAACAAGACAUCCGAAAAAUAGGAGGCCUGCAAAAAAUAAUACCAACAACAACUUCAUGCCUAACCAUCGGAAACCUAGCCCUCAUAGGAACACCAUUCCUAGCAGGAUUCUACUCAAAAGACCAAAUCAUCGAAAGCCUAAGCACAUCAUACCUAAACACCUGAGCCCUACUGAUAACACUACUAGCCACCUCAUUCACUGCAGUAUACACAAUUCGCAUAACCGUACUAGUACAGACCGGCUUCGUUCGAAUUCCAUCCCUAACCCCAAUAAAUGAAAACAACCCCGCAGUGACUUCACCCAUCACCCGACUUGCACUAGGAAGCAUCACGGCAGGAUUCCUCAUCACCUCAUUCAUCAUCCCCACAAAAACCCCCACAAUAACAAUACCACUGCAAAUCAAAAUAACAGCCCUAGUAGUAACCGCCCUAGGAAUUAUCCUAGCCCUAGAAAUCUCAAAAAUAGCCCAAACUCUCCUCCUCACAAAACAAUCCUCCUUCUCAAACUUCUCCACCUCCCUAGGAUACUUCAACCCACUAACUCACCGCUUAACCAUGUCCAACUCCCUCAACGGAGGACAAAACAUUGCUUCACACCUAAUCGACCUGUCCUGAUACAAAAUCAUAGGGCCAGAAGGACUAGCCAACUUACAAUUAAUAGCAACCAAAGCCUUCACCUCCCUCCAUUCCGGCCUAAUCAAAUCCUACCUAGGAGCAUUCGCCCUAUCCAUCAUUAUCAUCCUCAUAUCCACAUACAGA
Molecule: messenger RNA, 1818 nt
Organism: Haemorhous mexicanus (house finch)
Lineage: Eukaryota; Metazoa; Chordata; Aves; Passeriformes; Fringillidae
Source: the annotation of a RefSeq genome assembly